AUGGUCGAUUCACCUAACACUCUGUCUUCCACGAGCAACGCGCUUACGAUAAACGAUCUUCCACCUGACAUUCUCGACGAGAUACUUCUGCAUGUUCCACGGGUGUCACAGAGGGAUGUGCCGCUUCAGGAGAGAGAUGAUCUGCUUUGGGAAGAGGAUGUACCAUUUCAAGAAUCUAUGAGGUACCUGGGCACGUUUCUUGGUGACUAUCCGAGGAGUCCACCUGCGGAAACUAUGCUGGCACCACUGCGCCUCGCUCAGGUUUGCAGGCUAUGGCGCGACGCGGCUACAACACUUCCAGCUUUAUGGACAGACGUCAACGUUCGUCUAUAUAGACAUAACUCCGAGGAACGAGAUGCGUGGUUUGUAUGGGCCGUCGACACUUGGAUGGAGAGAUCGAAGGCUUCUCCGCUUCGGCUCUCCGUUGAGUGCGACACUCUGGACGUUUCGGAGUGGAAGUUUGAUGUCGCAGUGCACAUUCUAAAGAAAUUACUGGACCACCAAAACCGCUGGCGCGUCGCUCAUUUUGCCUUCAUCGGGCACAAUCCUAAGGAACUGCCACAGCUACAUCUUGUUGACGCACCGAUCCUCGAGUCACUCUUCGUUUGCUGGGAUGGAAUUGCUGUCGACUACAGCAUGUCACAGGUGCAUCUUGACUUUUCCUCUUCUCCGAGCCUGAGGAGUCUACACUUGACAAGUUAUCCUCACAUUGAACCUGGGCAACUUUCGGGUUUGAGAGAAUUGAGUCUACACGGUACUCUCUCAUUGUAUGGGCACGGCGUACAGCGAGCGUUUCCUCUGGAAAUCUUCCGACACAUGCCGAACUUGGAGAUCCUCAAGACACGGUCUCUCGAAUGCACAUUCCACGACCUGUCCGAAAAUUCACAGAGCCCUCCAAUUGUACUGCACGAGCUACAUACCCUUGUGCUCUGUUGCGAUGUUGUUUCUAGACUUAUUGUCAAGAGACUGACCCUUCCGGCUCUGAGGCGGUUGAUUCUCGACCAUUUCCCUGGAGAUAACAUUGAGGAACUUUCGGUUAUGCUUGGACGGUCCCAGCCACCCUUAGAAUAUCUGGAACUCUCUGGCAGAUAUUUCGAUGAACGGGCAUAUAUGCACACCCUGUUACUCUGUCCAAGCGUGAAGACUCUUUGCAUUGUUACCUCGGGAAGGAGACAACCCCACUUUGUGCCCAAAUCUCGAGAAGCUUUGUAUCAGGAACUGCUUUUGGAAUGCGUAUGGAGGAAAUGA
Messenger RNA from Fomitiporia mediterranea MF3/22, 1248 nucleotides. RefSeq lists its product as uncharacterized. The transcript has 2 exons. The record is from RefSeq and is a predicted model, not a curated record. NCBI's taxonomy places the organism in Eukaryota, Fungi, Basidiomycota, Agaricomycetes, Hymenochaetales, Hymenochaetaceae. The coding region runs from base 1 to 1248 and encodes 415 amino acids. Gene Ontology annotation, molecular function: protein binding.